AAAAAAAGAGAAGAAAAUCAUUUAACUAGGUUGGUGACCUGUAGGCUGUAGCUGUUUGGAUACAAACGACUUUUCUAACCUUUCUGCCGCCUCUUUAAAUUCUCUCUCUCUUUUCCAUUUUUAUGUAAAGGAGAAUUUUGAUCAAAGAUUUUAUAAACGAUAAAGCAGAUAGGAGAAACAAUAAGUCAGACAAAAACUAUUGUAGGAAUUCAAAGAUUGUUUGGUUACGUUAACAGGUCCAGCUCCUUGCUUCCUGCGAUUUGCUGCCUGAUGUUACGCUGUUCGACGCAUUAUUGUUUGCAAGUAUAAAAAAAUUUACGUUUUAAAUAGAAUUUAUAAGAAGCCCAGAAACGAGAAUGGAUGGGCUUUGUUUGAAAACCGGGAUUCAUGGGAUGGCACCGGCGAUCUCUGUGAGUGGGCCACUGGAAAGUAGGACCAACGCAACGCAAGUCAGUGUGGUGGGGCGGUCUUCGGUGGAUAACAUAUCGACAUCGUCGACGGCGACGGCGGCGGUGGUGCCUCCGCAGAAGACAGCGUUUUCCAGGUUCUCGUUUCGUUACCCCUUGAAAUCUUUGUGGCCCGGAGGUGGAAAUAACAAGAGGUACAACGGGUUGGCUGUGGACGACAGCGUUUUGGUGCAGAAUAAUAAUGGGUUGGCGAAAAAAGUAGAGGAGGAGAACGUGAAUGCUGGGGCAACGAUGGAAGGGGGAAAUGGGAAUUGGGUUUUGAAGAUUCUGCACGUGAAGUCGUUGUGGAGAGAAGAGGAAGUAGAAAGAAAGGGCGUCAAUGAAGGAGGAGAAACCGAAGAAGAAAACAACGGUAACGGCGUCGUAAAUGAGGAGGAAGAAAUCUGUGAAUUUUGUAGAGUUGAUGAUGAUGACGAAAAUGAAAAAAAGGAGAUUGAAAUUGAUAAAGAUUCGUUUUCCAAGUUGCUAAAAAGGGUGUCUUUAGCUGAGGCUAAGUUGUACGCUAAAAUGUCAUACCUUGGAAGCUUGGCUUAUGCGAUUCCAAAGAUUAAGCCUGAAAGUCUCCUAAAGUAUCGUGGUUUACGUUUGGUAACUUCAUCAAUAGAGAAGAGAGAAUUGGCAAUGAAAGCUGAGAAAAAUCAUGAACAAAUUGGUGUGUCCUCUGAAAAUCAAGAGGCACAAAGGAAUAAAAAGGAUGAUGCAGACAGCCAUGAGCAGAAAAAUAUUGGCUACAAGAUCAGUGCCUCUGCUGCUUAUCAGAUAGCUGCCUCUGCUGCUUCUUAUUUGCAUUCCCAUACAAGGACCAUACUUCCAUUUAGAUCAUCAAAUCCUGAAAGCAGUAAGGGUUCAUCCACAGAUGGCAGUGGAAGUGAAAGCAGUGCUGAUAUGAUAAACUCUGAUGUGGCCUCUUUAAUGGCAACCACAGACUCUGUGACUGCUGUGGUUGCUGCUAAGGAAGAAGUAAAGCAGGCUGUUGCAGAUGAUUUGAACUCAACACAUUCGUCACCUUGUGAGUGGUUUAUAUGCGACGACGAUCAGAGUGCUACAAGAUUCUUUGUAAUUCAGGGAUCCGAGUCAUUGGCAUCUUGGCAGGCAAAUCUACUUUUUGAGCCUAUUCAGUUUGAGGGACUGGAUGUUCUUGUGCAUAGAGGUAUAUAUGAGGCUGCCAAAGGCAUGUAUGAGCAAAUGCUGCCUGAAGUCCAUUCACACUUAAAAUCACAUGGCAAGCGUGCAACUUUCCGCUUCACAGGGCAUUCUCUUGGUGGCAGCUUGUCACUAUUGGUAAAUCUCAUGUUGCUGAUAAGAGGUGAAGUGCCAGCUUCUGCCUUACUUCCUGUUAUAAUGUUUGGAUCUCCAAGCAUCAUGUGUGGGGGCGAUCGUCUUCUUCGUAAACUGGGGUUGCCACAAAAUCAUGUUCAAGCCAUCACAAUGCACAGAGACAUUGUUCCCCGAGCCUUUUCUUGCAAUUAUCCUAAUCAUGUUGCAGAGCUUUUAAAGGCCCUUAAUGUAAACUUUCGCCACCAUCCUUGUCUCAAUAAUCAGAAGCAAUUGUAUGCUCCAAUGGGGCAACUUCUGAUUUUACAACCAGAUGAGAAAUUCUCUCCACAUCAUCAUCUCCUUCCUUCAGGAACUGGUCUAUAUUUGCUAAGCUGUCCAUUGUCAGAUGAUGAUAGUGAACAAAAGCUGCUCUGGGCUGCACAGAGAAUUUUCUUUAACUCACCACAUCCACUUGAGAUCUUAAGUGACCGUUCUGCAUAUGGUUCUGAAGGAACAAUCCAAAAAGAUCAUGACAUGAGGUCUUACUUGAAAUCUGUUCGAGGUGUGAUCCGUCAAGAGCUGAAUCGCAUCAGGAAGAGCAGGAGAGAGCACCGACACAAGUUCUGGUGGCCUCUGGUGUUACCUCGUAGCAUCAAUGCUGGUAUCAUUCUUGGUAGGUCCAUUGCAACAAUCAAUGUGGGCCAAGAACACUUCAACUUUGCUGGUGUUUUACAAACUGGGAGAGAGUCCUUGAAACGGUUCAGUAGGCUUGUUGCGUCACAGCACAUGCGUUUGCUGGUUGUGCUUUUGUUCCCUGCCAAGCUGUUACUCUUGGGCGCAUUCAGCGUAAUGAGUUUCCGCUGAUCAGCUUAUUUGGUUGGGCAUGUAGUGUUUCUUCCUAGGAAGUAUUAUCCAGGUGAAGGCACAUGGCAUGCGAAGGUUAGACGAUUCUUUAUUCAUUGAUUUAGAAAAGGAUAAUUGAAAACAAUUCAUGCUAUUUCUUUCUUAUCAUUUUUUUUAAUCAGAUGAAAGUGUCCAAUUGAUCUAUACAAAAAUAGAACAUUUGAUUAUGAAUGAUAGCAAAUGGAAAGAAAGAAAAAUAUUGAUCAUACUUUGAAU
Durio zibethinus is the source of this 2843-nucleotide messenger RNA. Its product is annotated as phospholipase A1 PLIP2, chloroplastic-like. The record is from RefSeq and is a predicted model, not a curated record. Gene Ontology annotation, molecular function: glycerophospholipid phospholipase A1 activity. NCBI's taxonomy places the organism in Eukaryota, Viridiplantae, Streptophyta, Magnoliopsida, Malvales, Malvaceae. Gene Ontology annotation, biological process: lipid metabolic process.